This is a messenger RNA of Cryptomeria japonica (Japanese cedar), 2254 nucleotides long. Its product is annotated as inositol phosphorylceramide glucuronosyltransferase 1. Gene Ontology annotation, molecular function: glycosyltransferase activity. The transcript is spliced from 11 exons. Lineage: Eukaryota; Viridiplantae; Streptophyta; Pinopsida; Cupressales; Cupressaceae. The record is from RefSeq and is a predicted model, not a curated record. The coding region runs from base 326 to 1963 and encodes 545 amino acids.
AAACAUAUGCGUAGAGAGGAGGCAGACAUACGUCAAUAUAGCUGUUAUUGAAGAACGUGGGCCGCUCUUUCCUUUGUAACCAUUCUGCCCAGCAUCUCAGGGCGAGGGAGAAGAAUAGCAUAUUGUGUUUGAUGCGGCAGCCAUUAAAACAAUCAAAAUAAUUUCAUCACCAUAAUUGUAAACAGAAGUCAAUUUGCCACUGUGAAAUCGUCAAUUUUCAGCUGAAACCCCGAGAUUCACAGGGCUUUAAGGAUUUCAAAUAUUUUUCCAGGGUUUCAAGGUUAUACAUAUAUAUAUCUUUCUCGGAACCUGAAGAUUUACAAGCAUGAAGCCGAGGGAUUUUACGGGGUUUUCGUUUCUGGCGGUUUUGUAUUUGUAUUUGUGUUGUGUGGGAGAGUGUGGGAAAUUGGGGAAAGGGGAUGUAACGAUGCAGGCUUUGCGGUCGAGAACAUCGGAGGCAUACGUGACGCUUCUUUACGGGGAUGAGUUUGUACUGGGCGUGCGAGUCUUGGGUAGGUCCAUCAGAAACACUGGCGCCACCAAAGACAUGGUGGUUCUUGUCUCAGACGGUGUUUCUCCCUACGCCGUACAGCUCUUGCAGGCUGAUGGGUGGAUUGUCGAGCAUAUCCAAUUAUUGGCCAAUCCGAACCAUAAAAGGCCAAAGAGAUUUUGGGGAGUUUACACCAAACUGAAAAUAUUUAACAUGACCAACUAUAAGAAAGUUGUCUACCUUGACGCGGACACCAUUGUCCUUAGAAGCAUUGAGGAUCUUUUUAAAUGCCAAAAGUUUUGUGCAAACUUGAAACACUCAGAAAGGUUGAACUCUGGAGUCAUGGUAGUGGAGCCUUCUAAAUCAGUUUUCAAGGAUAUGAUGACAAAAGUCAACACGUUACCUUCUUACACUGGAGGAGAUCAAGGGUUUCUUAAUUCCUACUAUGCUGAUUUUCCCAAUGCUCAUCUAUUUGAACCAAAUUUAUCAUCAGAAGAAUCUAGACCCGAAGCUUCCAUGGAACGCCUCUCAACGCUGUAUAAUGCAGAUGUUGGUUUAUACAUGCUGGCCAACAAGUGGAUGGUAGAUGCAAAUGAAUUGCGAGUUGUUCAUUACACACUUGGUCCACUUAAACCAUGGGAUUGGUGGACAGCUUGGCUUUUGAAGCCUGUUGAUCUCUGGCAGGAUGUUCGAGUGACAUUGGAGGAAUCUCUCCCAGGAACAGCUGGAGGAAAAGACCCUCAUAGUCAGCUUGUAGUUAAAGUUCUAUUUGUGCUUCCUUUGUUGGUUGCUCUCUUUUAUGGACGCCAUUUUCUAAUUCAGGUGCAACAAGGCCUGCUGUGCAAUGGGUCCUUUUGUGGAUAUGCCAGAUAUCUUUAUUACAAAUUUAAGUCUGGCAGCAGCUUGCCUAUUUAUUCGGCCGUUGGAGCUACUGCAUCAGUUGGUUCAACUUCACAGUAUGCCAAUGGUUUGGGAGGCAUGCCCAACUUCAAUAGGUUACCAUCGUACCUAGGUGUUAUGUCCAUAUUUGUCUGCUUUCUUUCUAUGGCUGUUUCUAUCGGUUUUGCGGCUAUUCUUGUUCCACGACAGGUGAUGCCAUGGACUGGGUUGUCGCUUUUGUAUGAGUGGUCUUUCUUCUUUUUCGUGGUUAUUUUUGGCAAGUAUCUUGACAUUGUUAAUGCAUGGGGAAGAUCAUCUUCUUCUAGUACCUUUGGUGGUGGUUCUGAUUCUUCUCAGUAUGAUUCUGGUAAAGGUCAUCAACGGUACACUUCUACUUGUGAUGCUGCAACAUUUUAUUAUGGACUGGGAAUGGUGGUGUUAGCUAUACUUGCACCCAGCUUGCCAUUCAUUUUUGGAGUUACUGCUCUAUUUCUUCGGUUGGGUCUGAUGAUUGGAGGAGCCCUUAUCUUGGUGGCUUAUAUGACGUAUGCUUCAGAGCAUCUUGCAAUUCGUUCAUUUCUGAAAGGGCGCUAAGACUGAAAUCCAUCUAAUAUAUCUUUGGUUUGGAAGUUAAACAUGGGUUUGUUUACUGUAAAUUUUUGUAUUUGUAUUUUGAAGUCCUAUGAAGCAUGUUUAAUUUAUUUGUAUCGCUAAUUAUGAUUCAUAAUUUUUGCGCAAACUUCUAGCUUAGGAUACAAAAACAUGGGCGUUAUUCAUCUUCAAGUGAUCACUGAAGUUAUCUUCUCGUGAUCACAAAAUUUUACCAUAGUGUUUUUAAGUGGUAUCCAAUAAUGGAUGCAAUUGAAUCUUUUUGUUUUGAGGCAA